Messenger RNA from Drosophila persimilis, 723 nucleotides. RefSeq lists its product as uncharacterized. The transcript is spliced from 2 exons. The record is from RefSeq and is a predicted model, not a curated record. Lineage: Eukaryota; Metazoa; Arthropoda; Insecta; Diptera; Drosophilidae. The coding region runs from base 21 to 161 and encodes 46 amino acids.
ACUCGAUCAAGCAUAUAACGAUGUCCGACAAAAACUUAGCUGCUUUCAACGCAUUUCGACGCGACCUGGCCCGCAUACAAAAGACCUUCAGCUCGUACACACAAACCGAUUUCACGCAAGAGGUUGGGACAAGCACUGAUUUCGAGAACGACCCCCACUAAAUAGGUGACCCGAAGAAUUCGGAUAAACACCCAAAAUGCUACUGCUCGAGCGAGAGGAACAAUGAUCCAAGCGAAGGGACGGACGAGACGAUACCGGUCCUGGAGAUUGCGGCUGAGCCAAGCCACAAGCCAAGUUCCCAGCACUCGUCGUCACGCCCCCAAUCCGAAGAGGAGCGAGAGAAAACGAAUCACCUCAAGUCGAAGACCCGAUGUGCAGCUACUUGCUACAUUCAACCGUCCAGUCGUCCCCCAGUCAGCAGCAUCGGCAGUGGCCAUAUCCCGCUGGCCAUAUCUCGGAGUCCCGAGAUGUCUGAUGAGCUUUGGACCAGCAUCCACGAAUUUCCUGCAAGAGAUCCAUGUGCCCAUCGUCCCGAUAGCCACUACGUUUCUGAUCGGGGCAGUACGCGAGGAUCUGCGCCACCUGCUGAAACACAAGAUGCGUCUGAUCCGUCGCUCGAUGGCUGGCGGCAAUGCAGAAGUCAUCUAUGUAAUCGCCUACCACUGCAUGUAGGACGACGGUCUCGAGUCGAGUUUCAAUAGACAUUCCAAAUUCCCAAUGCUA